Messenger RNA from Salvelinus sp. IW2-2015, 1125 nucleotides. RefSeq names its product limb development membrane protein 1 (gene lmbr1). Gene Ontology annotation, molecular function: transmembrane signaling receptor activity. The record is from RefSeq and is a predicted model, not a curated record. Lineage: Eukaryota; Metazoa; Chordata; Actinopteri; Salmoniformes; Salmonidae. Gene Ontology annotation, cellular component: plasma membrane. Gene Ontology annotation, biological process: signal transduction.
AAAAUGAGCGGACUUCGUUGGAACGGCAAUAGUGAGCUUUGGCUGUUACCUGAGCUGUUUGUCUUUUGACCAUAGACAGGUUUUAUGGACGUCAGUUGUACGACUAGUGUGUAGUGAGGCAAUUUAUUUGCAUUUGCAAUAUGAAGAAUGGAAGAAGACGAUGUUACUAUCAGAGAACAGAAUUUCCACAGCCAAGUUCGAGAAUACAUUAUUUGUUUCCUACUGUUUGCGGUACUCUACAUUGUGUCGUAUUGCAUCAUCACCAGGUACAAGAGGAAAACAGAUGACCAGGAGGAUGAAGAUGCUGUCGUCAACAGAAUAUCACUGUACAUGUGCACCUUCACCCUGGCCAUGUCGGGUGGGGCUGUUCUCCUCCUGCCUUUCUCAAUCAUCAGCAAUGAGAUCCUGCUCUCCUUCCCCAGAAACUACUACAUUCAGUGGCUCAAUGGCUCCCUCAUCCAUGGCCUGUGGAAUCUGGUGUCGCUCUUCUCCAAUCUCUGCCUCUUCGUCCUGAUGCCCUUCGCCUAUUUCUUUCUCGAGUCCGAGGGAUUUGCUGGAUCAAAAAAGGGCAUUAAGUCACGGGUUCUAGAGACCUUUGUGAUGCUCUUCCUCCUCGGACUGCUCAUCCUAGGAAUAGUCUGGGUGGCGUCCGCGCUCAUCGACAAUGACGCAGCCAGUAUGGAGUCACUCUAUGAUCUCUGGGAGUUCUACUUACCGUACCUCUACUCCUGUAUCUCUCUGAUGGGGGGACUGCUCCUCCUGAUGUGUACUCCUGUGGGCCUGUCCAGGAUGUUCACAGUCAUGGGCCAGUUACUAGUCAAACCAACCAUCCUUGAGGACCUGGAUGAGCAGAUUUACUGCGUCACUUUGCAAGAAGAAGCCCUCCAGAGGAGAUUGAACGGUAGGUUGUUCGUACGUCCGCCUCCCAAAUAACACCCUAUGCCCUGUUUGGUGAUCUAAAUUGACUGGAGCCGUAUGGGCCCUGGUCAAAAGUAGUGCAUUAUAUAGGGAGUUGAGUGGCAUUUUGGUACGUAGACCAGGAAAUGUGUUGGCUCAUUACAGGGAGAUGACUACCCCAUUAGGUGUGAUGGAGCACUGCCGCACUGAAAUCGAUUAGCAUUGACA